AAACUCAAGUUCUGUGUUUGAAAUUAUAACAAGAAACCACAAGUUGAGUUAUUAAAGGCUCAUUUACACACACACACACACACACACACAAAUAGUUAAUUAUUAAACGUAUACUGUAUACCUGCAUGGAAAAUGUAUACGAAUAUUAUGCUUGAAGGAUUGCUUUACAUUUUUUUCAACGUUACAUAUGGUCAACGAGAGGCCAAGAAGAUGCAUGUACAGGAAAACAUAACUGUCAAUGUACUGUUCGGUCAGUCUAUUUAGAUUUGUGAGCAUGGUACAUUGUCAAUAUCAUAAUUAAAUCAUUUACAUACAUUUAUUGUUGAAUAUUUUUAUCAAGUUGUCGAAACCACAUUAUAUCACAAAAUCCUUUUACUUAUAUUAAUGUAAUUGUUUAGAUUUGUCCACAUAGAAACACCGCCCUCUUCUGACCAGAGCAGGUAACACAUCAUUUCCCACAAUGCUGCUGCCGCACCAGCCCGGAAGUUAGACGUUUAUUGACAAUAUGGCCGCGGAACCAGGUUUUGAUUUGGAGAAAACUGUAAUUUGACAGCGCUCACCGGGGCUGCGAUAAUAACCCAUUUCCACCCCAGGAGUGUACAGCACAGAUGCAUUUGAAUGAAGGGACCCGCGAAUCCACGGGAGGGUGUCAGUGAGCUGAGGAAACGUCCCGAGUGUGAAAUCCGUCAUGUCGUUUUUCAAGAGGAAAGCCAAAAGCAAAGAACCUGAGAAAGUGACAGAUGCUAAAGUCAACAGAGCUCCAGUUAGCCCUCACUCUCCUUCACUAGGGCUAAGGAACCACCAUGCCAUCCAGGAAGCUGCCGGGCCCAGCCAUGUGGCCAUCAAUGCCAUCUCUGCCAACAUGGACUCCUUUGCCCGCGGUCGCACCGCCAUCCUCAAGAAACAGCCAAGCCACAUGGAGGCUGCACACUUUGGAGAUCUGGGUCAUUCCAGUGUGAACUAUCAGCCCCAGGAGACCCGCUCUCGGCUGUCCAAGACGGUGGACCAUGUCCUUCGCGACAGCGUGGCGAUGCCCCACUACAUGCAUUUCACGGAACUACGGGGCGCUGACCACCUGGUUCGUUUCUGGUUGGAGGCUGAGAGUUUCCGCGCUACCAGCUGGUCACGGGUCCGAGCGCACAGCCUAAACUCUGUCAAACACAGCUCGUUGGCCGAGCCCGUCCCUGCCUCCACAGGGACGGGCUCAGAGCUCCGGGAGCUCACCCAACACAAACCCAGUGGCCUCGCCCAGGACAGUAGCAGUGAAAGCCCUACAGAACAGCCAGAGCAGCGGGACACUUCCAGCACAGAAGCAGGCCUGAGACCCGGCACCCCUCGAGCAGAAACCCCAAGCAGGCAGGCGCCCUCCAGGACAGGAACUCCCUACAAGGUGCAGCCAAACAGCACCCUGCGAGAGCUCUCUGACAAACUCAUGAAAAGUAUAGAGAAAGAUGCAGUUACCAUCUUCACCAAGUAUAUCUCUCCAGACGCUGCGAGGCCCAUCCCCAUCACAGAACAGAUCAGAAAUGACAUAGUUGCUAAGAUAUGUGGAGAGGAUGGCAUGGUGGACCCAAACUGCUUUGUCAUUGCACAGUCGGUAGCCUUCACCAUCUUGGAGCAACAGCACUUUAGUGAAUUCCUGCGGAGCCAUCAUUUCUGUAAAUACCAGAUUGAAGUGUUGACUAGUGGCUCCGUGUUCCUGGCUGACAUCUUGUUCUGUGAGUCGGCUCUCUUCUACUUCUCUGAGUACAUGGAAAAGGAAGAGGCCAUGAAUGUACUGCAGUUCUGGCUGGCGGCAGACAACUUCCAGAACCAGCUAGCAUCUAAAAAGGGCCAGUAUGAUGGCCAGGAGGCUCAAAAUGAUGCCAUGAUCCUCUACGACAAGUAUUUCUCACUCCAGGCUACCAACCCUCUGGGUUUCGGCGACUCUGUGCGGAUGGAGAUUGAGUCGAAUAUCUGCCGAGAGGGAGGGCCACUCCCCGACUGUUUCACCACUCCACUCAGACAGGCCUGGACAACCAUGGAGAAGGUCUACAUGCCAGGCUUCCUGUCUAGCAACCUUUACUACAAAUACCUGAGUGACCUCAUCAACUCUGUGCGGGCAGAUGAGUUUGUGAAUGUCAGCACUCCAGGUCAGGGCGGGCCAGUGGACAACGACCGUUCAAGUUCAAAUACCAGCGAGGGCUCUCAGACUCAGCAAAGUGCCAGAAAGGCAGCGAUCAAGAUCCUGAAGAACUUUGAUGAGGCGAUCACGGUGGACGUGGCCAGCCUGGAUCCUGAGUCCUUGUACCAGCGGCCAUAUGCUGGAAAGAUGACGUUUGGGAAGGUGAAUGAGCUGGGCCAGUUUAUCAGGGAGGCAGAGCCAGAGCCGGACGUGAAGAAAUCCAAAGGCUCCAUGUUUUCUCAAGCCAUGAAGAAAUGGGUCCAGGGCAACUCUGAUGAGGCCCAGGAGGAGAUGGCAUGGCAGAUAGCAAAAAUGAUUGUCAACGACGUCGUCCACCAGUCAAACCACGACAGCCCCGGCAAGGCCACCAAGUUAUGACCCCACUGAGGAACCAAAGGAAUGGCGCUCCCUGCAGACGCUGGCCAAGCCAGUGAGAAAUUGUACACAAGGUUUACCCUACACUGAACUGCAUUACUCAGAACAAAGAACAAAGGCAUUUUAUCAUCUCUCCAACUGUGUGUGUGUGUGUGUGUGUGUGUGUGUGUGUGUGUGUGUGUGUGUGUGUGUGUGUGACUAUGAGCUUGGGUGAUUGAUUAUUCACGCAUGGGCUAAUGGAAAAGUUGAAGUACGUCAUUGUUCCAAUCUUCUCCAUAACACCAUAAAGGUACACGUGUAGUUGCCCAAAGCAAAGCCAAGUGCUUGCAUCGGACUGCAAGAAGUCGCUCCUGAUGAAGGAAACAUUCACCAUGACGCUGGAAGAAGUUCGGCACAAAGGAGCAGCGCGUCAGUCAGGACCAUCACUGCGUUGCUGUAGCCACACUGUCAGAAAAAUGGACCUAUGGAGGAUGUGACAAAGACUGAAUUACCCUCCCUUCCUCAUGACACUCCUCCCCACACCUUUUAUAACCAUUCCUUGUUUUUAGAUAAAAGUAAGUCUUAAAAGUUAGCCUCUUGAGGCUCAAGUAAAUGAAAAUCAGCGUUGUACAGUUUUUGCAUACGCUUUCCUCAGCCUGCCCGAGAAGUUUUGUCUGCUGUUCACUGAUGUGAGCUGUCCUUACUUGGCCGUUUUACAUACUGUAGAACAUCUGCAAAUGUGACAAUGAAAAAGAAGAAGAGCUGAUUCAGUUCUGGGACUGGCUGGCCUCCUAUAUGAACCCCCCCGGCACCUUUUACAGAGUGUAGAAGAAGAACUAUUCCCCUAAUGAACUUAAGUGCUCCAGUUGUGUUGGAAAACUCCAAACUCCAUGUCCUAAAUGUUUUAUAUAUAUAUAUAUA
Micropterus salmoides (largemouth bass) is the source of this 3439-nucleotide messenger RNA. It is a transcript of the gene akap10, whose product is annotated as A kinase (PRKA) anchor protein 10. The transcript has 15 exons. Gene Ontology annotation, molecular function: protein kinase A binding. Gene Ontology annotation, biological process: intracellular protein localization. The record is from RefSeq and is a predicted model, not a curated record. NCBI's taxonomy places the organism in Eukaryota, Metazoa, Chordata, Actinopteri, Centrarchiformes, Centrarchidae. The coding region runs from base 689 to 2542 and encodes 617 amino acids. Gene Ontology annotation, cellular component: plasma membrane.